AGACACCGCUCACCAACAGUGGGGGUGGCGUUUGAUUCGGUAAAAACCGAGAUUGAACGAACGGACUGUGUAACCGAAGAAACUGCCCCUUUAAAUCAGGAAUACAGCGCAUUCGGAGGAGGUGAAGGUUUACAGCUGACCAUCAGACCUGAGGUCACAACCACUCCUGUCCAUCUGACCUGAGGUCACAACCACUCAAGUCCAGCUGAGUGACCCAACUCACCUCGUCAGUCCUUCCCCUGCACACGCACCUGCCCUACCUGGUACACCUGUCUACCAACCCAACACACACCUGCCCUACCUGGUACACCUGUCUACCAACCCAACACACACCUGCCCUACCUGGUACACCUGGCUACCAACCCAACACACACCUGCCCUACCUGGUACACCUGGCUACCAACCCAACACACACCUGCCCUACCUGGUACACCUGUCUACCAACCCAACACACACCUGCCCUACCUGGUACACCUGGCUACCAAACCAACACACACCUGCCCUACCUGGUACACCUGGCUACCAACCCAACACACACCUGCCCUACCUGGUACACCUGGCUACCAACCCAACACACACCUGCCCUACCUGGUACACCUGGCUACCAACCCAACACACACCUGCUCUACCUGGUACACCUGGCUACCAACCCAACACACACCUGUCUGGCCCUUGGUGCAGACUGGCUCUCCGAUCUGCACACCAUCCACUAGUAGGGGUGUGUGUAUUGAUGGAUCAGGAUGUCAACCAAUAACAACAUCGCGCAGGCCAGGAAACUGGUGGAACAACUGAGGAUCGAGGCAGGGAUCGAACGUAUUAAGGUGUCUAAGGCAGCGGCAGACCUGAUGAGUUACUGUGAGCAGCACGCCCGUAACGACCCGCUCCUCGUUGGCAUCCCAACGUCAGAAAACCCUUUCAAAGACAAGAAACCCUGCAUCAUCCUAUAGCUGCACACUCAUCUCUGCACAUCAGACACACACACACCUCUGCCCACACACACACUCCCACUGGCUGACUCUGCAACAGCCAACAAGGCCCAGCUCUGUCAAGCUAUACAUACAAAACACACACACACACACACACACACACACACACACACACACACACACACACACACACACACAGAGAGAAACGAAAUAGCCACUCUGGAAAAGCGCCAUACUCAAUAGCCACAGCUGGGGGGCGGUGUCUGUGUUUACAGACCACAUUGCCACAUUAGUGAUAUUAGCCCUGAGUUGUGUCUCUGUGGUGCUGAGGGUAAGCCUGCACUAACAUGCAGCCCUACCUGAUACUGGUUACUGACUCACCCACAGAGAUAGUGACACUCAAGUGGAGAUGACAGAUUUACUUCAAAAGGGAUUAGGACAAUUAUCUUAAUAGGAAUCCACAGUCGUCUACAUGAAGUUAUAGGCUGAUGUAUAGCAUGUAUUUUAGUGAAUUAAUGAUUUAUUGAUUCAUUGAUUAAUCGAUUGAUUGAUAGCAGUAUCUGGUGAGGUGGGGGUUUAUGUGUGACCAAUCUGGUGUAAAACCUGGGUCGUUCAUGUGAUACAAGCUAUGUUAGCCCUCUCAGCUAAAGCCUAGCCAUUAGCCGUGGAUGUUAAUAUAAGUCUUCAGGUCUCAGGCAAUGUUACCCAUCACUAAAGCACCGUGGCUAUACACGGUGUGUUUGUUAGCCAUAUAGUGGCUGACUUGCAACUGACUUGCUAAGUAUCACAAUGGGGAUGGCCCCUUCCUGAAACCUUGGGUCAACGGUAAUGUCAGUGUUUCCACAAGAAAUUGUGUUUUUGUGAACAUGGCAUUGUAAACACUGAGCAGGUUGGUACAUGCUGCAUAUGUACCCACUGUGUUUAAACCCGGAUCAUCUGCAAUGCCACAAGACUGUGUUAGCCCACUGAGCUAAAGCAUAGGCCACAUACACUCCCACUGUAGCGACGGUUAUCGAUCAACAGUGUUACUGCUUUGGUUUUGAUUUCUUGGUCAGUGGGUUUUCUAAAACUCCAGCUGUGUUGACUUGUGGAGUAAGUUGCCCCUAUAUACUGAUCUAAGACCAAUAAUUGGGCAAAAGAUCAGAACUUAGCUGCCUGUGUAAACGCAGCCUAAUGAAACUUCUAUCUUGAGUACUGAGAGGCUAACUGUUCAAGUUUUUAACCGCAGAAGUAUAUAUAUAUGUUUUUUAAUUACUUAUCGUUUCAAUAUUUUGUGAAUUUAUUGCCAUACAGUUAGCAGAUACUGUAAGUUUCCAUUCACUCCUUAACUUACACUUGAGGCAAAAGUUUACCUUAACCACAGAUCUAGGAUCAGAUUAUCAUCCCCAAUCUUAACUUGAACCAUAAGGGGGUGUACAAAUAUCUGAUCCUAUAUCAGUGGUUAGAUACAUCACUAGUUCUGACAAUGAGAGCAAGCAUCAAUUCAUGGACUUUGCUUAUUGGCUCGUUGUGUGUUCUAUUGAGGAACAAGAGCGAAUUACAAAGUGGUGUCCCAUGUCCCCACCUCCACAGUCCUAUUCCUCUACUCCCAAACCAAACUUGAUUGUAAAAAAAUGUAAAAGACACUAGAGAAAAUAAAAACAAAAGUGUAUAAACUUUCUUUAAGCCAUGUGCAGAAGUGAUACGUUUUGAGAGUAGCUGUUUUGGGUUUGGUUUGAGUUUCUUUCUAAAUGGAAGCAGGUCAUUCGAGUAUUAUUAUCGAACUGUACAGUGUUUGUAAGAUAAAACCUAGGCCAGAAAUCAAUCAAAGUGCAUUAAACUUUUUCCACCCCCAAAAAAAACAAAAUGCGCUUUAAUUGAAUGUCAGCCUGUUGCAGAAUCUUUUCUGUGGAUGUUCAAUUUUUGCGUAAAUGUUUCCCUUCUUUCAGAAUUUUGUCGGUUUCCUCAUUCAGCUUGAGGCAGGUUCACACACACACAAACACACACACACACACACACACACACACACACACACACACACACACACACACACACACACACACACACACACACACACACACACACACACACACACACACACACACACAACCCCCUAGUGACUAAAUGGGGAGCCAACCACAUCUACAUAGCAGUGAAGUGGCCGUACUCAUAGCAUAGCUUCUUAUACACAGGCACAGCACUGUGAGAAAAAACUUGAACCAUCAAAUCACUGUCUCUCUCACACACGCACACAGACAGACACACACACAGUUUCCUAAUGUCUUUUAAAAGUGAUUAUCUGAGGGAGAAUAUUGUUAUUUCUUAAUUCAUUCAUUCCACGGACGGUUAUUUUGGUUGUUUGAUUGGUUGUUUGAUUGAUUGAUUGAUGGUUUGCCUUGUUGUGGUGUAUUGUGUUGUAUGCUGGUUAGGACCAGAAGUUUUACCUGGUCAAGUCACAUGGUCAGGAACAACAUUCUAGCCCUAGACUUAAGAAUAGUUGAGAGUAUUUGAGUGAACAGUCUUAAAAGAGGACACAAAGCUCUAGAAUGGAAGUCUUGUGGUGCUCCCAUUCCCACAUCAUUCACUAUAGCUGUUCUCCCCCUAAAGAUUAUGUCAGGAUUUGGGGAAUGGAAUCUGAUCAUAGGUCUUACCCAGAGCAGAACGCUAGAACCCUAAAACAAAUUUCUGUCCCUAGACACUGAUCUCAGGUCAGUUUUACCUGGACUCAUCAUUGUUUGUUUUUUAUCUCCUGUGUAUGCAUAUACAGUAUGUAUCUCUGGUAACACUUUUUUUACAGUCUCUUUUAACUUGGUAUUUGCUUAUAAAUAACAUGGUAAAAACAUGUGUUUCGUUGCAAGCGAGGACUAUUUGGUCCCAGGUUGAAAGUCUCCAUUGUUACCACAAUGUGUUCCUUCCGGCUGGGACUGGACUGUAAAGUCAAGCGUUACCGUAUCUUUUUGCCUUGAUUAAUUGUGAAUGAUCAGUUAUAGAUUAUGAAGGAAAUGUAAUAUCUAUUUUUUUGUAUCUGGUCGCUCUGAUGUGCCAUAACUCAUGUUUUCUUGCACACUGUUCAUAUUUUACAGUUAAAUACUUUACUGUUAAGACUUUACUGUUCAUAUUUUACAGUUAAAUACUUUACUGUUAAGACUUUACUGUUCAUAUUUUACAGUUAAAUACUUUACUGUUAAGACUUUACUGUUCAUAUUUUACAGUUAAAUACUUUACUGUUAAGACUUUACUGUUAAUAUUUUACAGUUAAAUACUUUACUGUUAAGACUUUACUGUUCAUAUUUUACAGUUAAAUACUUUACUGUUAAGACUUUACUGUUCAUAUUUUACAGUUAAAUACUUUACUGUUAAGACUUUACUGUUAAUAUUUUUUUGUGGAUAUUGCUGUUAAAAAAAAGAUGAUAUUGAAAAAGUAGACAACAUGAAUAAAAAUAUAAUAACG
Molecule: messenger RNA, 4356 nt
Organism: Oncorhynchus masou masou (cherry salmon)
Lineage: Eukaryota; Metazoa; Chordata; Actinopteri; Salmoniformes; Salmonidae
Product: guanine nucleotide-binding protein G(I)/G(S)/G(O) subunit gamma-7-like
Exons: 4
Coding region: 741-947 (68 amino acids)
Biological process (GO): G protein-coupled receptor signaling pathway
Cellular component (GO): heterotrimeric G-protein complex
Molecular function (GO): G-protein beta-subunit binding
Source: RefSeq, a predicted model, not a curated record